GCGGCCACGUUGUCACGCUGAGAAGGCGGAACCAGAGGAACCAGGAAGUUUUCCAUUGACUACUACACGGUUCUAAUGCAGCUCUGAAGACCACAGGCAGUGACUUUUAAGAAAUGGCCCAUUUUGAAGAAGUCAGCAAGCAGUCUGAUCUGCACCCUAAACCAGCAGGGUUGGUUUUGCAGUAUGGCACAGCUGGCUUUAGAACCAGUGCCAAUAAGUUGGACCACAUCAUGUUCAGGAUGGGUUUGCUGGCCACACUCCGCUCCAAGAAGACCCAAGCCACCAUUGGAGUCAUGGUGACGGCGUCGCACAACCCAGAGGAGGACAAUGGUGUGAAGCUUAUUGACCCGAUGGGAGAGAUGUUGACGUCGUCAUGGGAAGACUAUGCCACCCAGCUGGCCAACACAGAGCAGGACGAGUUACUCACGACUCUGAAGGAUAUCGUAGAGAAGGAGGCCGUCGAUAUGAGCCAGGAGGCCAACGUAUUUGUAGGAAAAGAUACCAGGAGCAGCAGUGUUAGCCUUUCACAGGCUGUGCUGGAUGGAGUCAAAGCCCUUGGUGGUCACAGCAAAGAUUACGGUUUGGUGACCACCCCGCAGCUGCAUUAUAUGGUUUGCUGUCAGAACACGCAGGGGAAAUACGGAGAGGCAACAGUGGAGGGAUACUACCGCAAACUCAGCCAAGCUUUCUCUCAACUCGCCAAGAACGCGUCUAAUCGUACGGAUGACCAGAAGCACCUUAGUGUUGAUGGGGCUAAUGGCAUUGGAGCCAUAAAGGUACGGGAGAUGGAGAGUCACUUGAAAAAACACAUGCAGCUUUCCGUCUUUAAUGACGGCAGCAGAGGAAAGCUGAACCACCAAUGCGGAGCCGACUUUGUCAAAGUGCAGCAGAAACUUCCAACAGGCAUCAAGAUCAACCCUGGAGAUCGCUGCUGUUCCUUCGAUGGCGAUGCUGACCGUAUAGUUUAUUAUUACACCGACUGUCAGGGUGACUUCCACCUCCUUGAUGGAGACAAGAUAGCUACUCUCAUCAGCACCUUUCUGAAAGAGCUCCUUAAUGAGGCUGGUCUUGGUCUGAAGAUAGCAGUGGUGCAAACUGCUUAUGCAAAUGGCAGCUCAACUCACUACCUGGAGAACACAAUGAAGGUAAUCGUAAAGUGUACUAAGACUGGAGUGAAGCAUCUACAUCACGCUGCUCAAGAAUUUGAUAUUGGUGUCUACUUUGAGGCAAACGGUCAUGGGACAGUGUUAUUCAGUGUUGGAGCUGAAGAGAAAAUCCAGCAACUCGCCAAUGACCCCAACAUCAAUGAUGAGAGGAAGAAAGCUGCUUUCCUGCUGCAGAAUACCAUCGACAUCAUCAACCAGACUGUUGGAGAUGCCAUUUCUGACAUGCUGCUGAUCGAAGCCAUACUGGCCAUUAAAGGGAUGACUGUUCAGCAGUGGGACGCCAUCUACAGUGACCUGCCGAACAGGCAGCUUAAAGUUCAGGUCUCCGACCGCAGAGUGAUAGACACCACCGAUGCAGAGAGGCGGGCCGUGACCCCAGCAGGGCUGCAGGAGGCCAUCGACGACUUGGUGAAGAAGUAUCAAAAGGCCCGCUCCUUUGUGAGGCCCUCUGGCACCGAGGAUGUGGUGAGAGUCUAUGCAGAGGCAGACACCCAGGAGAGCGCAGAUGCUCUGGCUCAUGAAGUCAGCCUUGCAGUGUAUGGCCUGGCAGGGGGAGUCGGCGAUGAACCCAAACCUUUGCAUUAGAUGCAAACUCACACACUGUCGCCAAAUCAAUAUUUUGAAGGAAAUCCCCGUUGAUUAUCAUUUUCUAAAUCAGAUAAAUAUAUCUCUUUCCCAGGGUGGUGCUAUUAUGUCAAAAUGUUUAACUGCACUUUCUAUUCUUUCUUCAUAACUGUUAAAAAAAAAUAUGCACAGAAAAUGGAAAGUAUCAUGUACUGAGGUAGAUUUCUGUGUGAUAUCAAGGUUGCACUACAUUGUAAAUAUGAAAAGCAUGGUAAACCAAUCUAUUGUUUCAACUUAUUUCUAAGGCUUAAACACGUUUGAAUCAGGUGUCAAAACAAAUAGAAAGUUUACAUUUCACUUGAAAUUACACAAUUUUCCAUAAUAAAUUAGAAAUAAUAA
This is a messenger RNA of Gambusia affinis (western mosquitofish), 2129 nucleotides long. RefSeq names its product phosphoglucomutase 3 (gene pgm3). Gene Ontology annotation, molecular function: phosphoacetylglucosamine mutase activity; magnesium ion binding. NCBI's taxonomy places the organism in Eukaryota, Metazoa, Chordata, Actinopteri, Cyprinodontiformes, Poeciliidae. Gene Ontology annotation, biological process: hemopoiesis; carbohydrate metabolic process; UDP-N-acetylglucosamine biosynthetic process. The transcript has 13 exons. The coding region runs from base 114 to 1751 and encodes 545 amino acids. The record is from RefSeq and is a predicted model, not a curated record.